Serendipita indica DSM 11827 is the source of this 852-nucleotide messenger RNA. The record is from the annotation of a GenBank genome assembly. NCBI's taxonomy places the organism in Eukaryota, Fungi, Basidiomycota, Agaricomycetes, Sebacinales, Serendipitaceae.
AUGACGCGCGGACGGCCCAUCUCAAAUGACCUUCGCCAUGCGGUGGUCAAGAUGCAUCUUGAAAGGCUUGAUACGAAGACUAUUUCACGCUAUCUGGGGAUUGGAAGGCGCUCAGUCCAGCGUAUCAUUGCAACAGUGCACUCUGAUCAGAAAAUCAUCUCUAACAAGUCUCAACGUCGUGGCUCGCCUCGGAAAAUGACAGAUGAUUGUAUUCAGGUUACCAAGGCAGCCCGAGAGCAAGAUAUAGACCGUCGAGCUGAAUAUUUCAAUAGAAUCUCACGCUACAAACCCCAUGAACGAGUCUAUGUUGAUGAAUCUCGCUUUGAUCAGCGUACAAGCCAACGUACCCGUGCUUGGGCUUUCCGGGGACAGCGAGCACUUCAGAAGGUAUUCUUCUUGAGAGGAAAAAGUUACUCUGUUCUACCAGCACUUUCCCUUUCGGGUGUUCUCCAUGUCAAAGUCGUGGAGGAUGCAUUCAAUAUGGAAACAUUUAAUCAGUUUAUUGCAGAAUUGCUCGAGAAGAUGAACAAAUAUGAUCCAGAGCACCAUCCUCCAAACUCUGUGAUCAUUCUCGACAAUUGCCGGAUUCACAAAGACCCAGAAAUGAUCCAGAUGGUUCAGCAACGUGGUAUGCGAAUUGAGUUCCUUCCACCAUACUCGCCCGACCUGAAUCCAAUCGAAUUAUGCUUUGCAGGGAUGAAAGCAUGGAUUCGGCGACAUAUGGAGGAAGCUAAGGAAUCAUGGAAUGACAAUAAUAACCCAAAUCAGGCUCGCUGGCUACUGUAUGAGAUGGCAUUCUACCCAACUCCUCGGAUGGCAUAUGCAUGGUUUGCACGAGCAGGGAUUGUGUAG